This is a messenger RNA of Candidula unifasciata, 570 nucleotides long. The record is from the annotation of a GenBank genome assembly. Lineage: Eukaryota; Metazoa; Mollusca; Gastropoda; Stylommatophora; Geomitridae.
GGUUACGGUUUAUGAAACCGGUCGACUCCAUGCAACUGGUGAAUGACGUCACUGAGUUGUUCGAGGGUUUCCGGAUCAAACAUUUCCCUGGCCGCAAGAACGUCGGCAUCUUGUCUGGGGAGGAAGAAGGUGUCUUCUCUUGGAUUGCGCUCAAUUAUCUCCUGGGAAACUUCGCUAAGGACAGGCCGGACAACGAGACUGUGGGUCUGUUAGAGAUGGGCGGAGGGUCAACCCAGAUUGCCUUUAUUCCAAACACUCCAAUCUAUGAUGGGGAAUUUCAGAUCACCAUAGAUGGACGCAGUUAUGAGCUGUACGCGCACAGUUACCUCUUGUUUGGCAUUAACGCUGUCAACCAGUGGGUGGCAGAAGUUAUCAAACGAAACUAUUCAGACAGCGUGACGUAUGAUAACCCUUGCAUGCUGAAAGGUGACAGCAAAGAAAUCGAAACAUACGAAGGCGUGCCCGUACAAAUGAACGGAAGUAGCGACCCUGGAAGUUGCCAGGAGAUUCUGGAAAUCAUCCUUAAGCCAGAGACAGGAUUGAAAUGCGAGCCGAAGCCCUGCGCGAUCG